Verruconis gallopava is the source of this 2339-nucleotide messenger RNA. RefSeq lists its product as uncharacterized. The record is from RefSeq and is a predicted model, not a curated record. The transcript has 13 exons. The coding region runs from base 55 to 2202 and encodes 715 amino acids. NCBI's taxonomy places the organism in Eukaryota, Fungi, Ascomycota, Dothideomycetes, Venturiales, Sympoventuriaceae.
UAAAGAGUCUUUGCAAGAGCUGUCGAUGGCUAAUCUAACCUAUAAACAAUUGCAAUGGCACGAGACAGACCUUUAAGUAGUACGACCCCAAGAUAUUGGCCAGAUGAACCCUUGCACGUGCCAUGUAUCCGCGACGAUGAGGCAUUUCCUCACUUGCUAAGCAAACUGUCCAUCUAUAUCACAGAUGCGAUUGUCUCACCGCACAGCUUCGAAGAGCUGCGGUCACCGGUCGUUGAGCAGCGGCUUAGCCCACUGAUAGACUACAUUGCCGAUUCUGUUCACAACAGAGCGAUUGUCUGUGCAUUGCUGGCACUAAAGGGCUACUUCACCGCGCUUGAAUCCGACGAAAAUCGGGGGGUCAAUUUAUCGCGCGGCUUUGCGUGCGAGUAUGUUGCCUGGAGAUUUCUCACCCAUCUAUCUGGCCGAGAGCUCAUUCAUUUCCUGUUGUACGAGCUGCCCCCGCAUGAAGUAGGAACAAGAAAUCAAGACGAAGAGGCCGGAUUGGUGAGACAAACCUCGUUACCACCGUCAGCGCAGCCGCUAGAUGGCUCCCAGCCGACGCUAUUGGACUCAUCAAUUCUUGGGCACGGCGAGGAUGUCGCGGAAAGCUCUGCAGAUGAUCACGUGCGCUCAUCUCUUUUUGAAAUAGGAGAUGGAGGCGACUUUGUCGCCUCGUUCGAUCAUCUCAAUGCGCUUGAGAUUGCGGCGGUGACCAAUGCGAAAAAAUUUCUGUCCCAACGUGUCGUUCAGAGAAUAAUCGAAAGUAUCUGGAAAGGGGACAUCGUGUUCUGGGAGACGUUAGAUGUCGGAUCGGAAAAAGAAGCCAAGAUAUAUAAUAAACGCAAGGCCGAUCCAUAUUGCCGCCUACGUGUCCCGCGAUACCUAAAAACUUUCGAAGCACUCUUUCUGAUCUCGUUUGUCAUUGUAUAUCUUGCGGUGCUUAUCCCAGUGCAACGUAAUUCUCACAGUCGGCCGCGGAGACCGGGCGUACCACCAUUGACUACUAACUAUUCUGAGAUUGAUUUGGGUUCUCCGAUUCAAAACUUUCGUCACAUCACGCCAGCAGAAAUACUUUUGUACAUCUGGCUCGUUGCUUUCGCAUAUGAUGAGUUUGGCGAGUACAUGGACGCCGGUACCGCCUUUUACACGACAGAUUUUUGGAGCUUGUGGGACAUCGGCAUUGUGGCGAUAGGUGUUGCUUUCUUCAUAACACGCAUGAUCGGACUCUCAAAAAAUUCAGAUGAAAUCAUAGGAACUGCCUUUGACAUCCUUGCACUAGAAGCAUUGUUCCUCAUUCCACGAUUAUGCUCUAUUCUCAGCCUGAAUCCGUACUUUGGAACAAUUAUACCGUGUCUACGCGAGAUGACCAAAGAUUUCUUCAAAUUUCUUAGCAUUGUUGCCAUACUAUACUUAGGCUUUCUCACGACCUUCACGUUACUUGCUCGCGACAAUUUCAGCCUUAGGGAGAUGUCCUGGAUAUUGGUGAAAGUUUUCUUUGGGUCAUCAUAUUUGGGAUUUGACGUUGCCCAAGACAUUAGUCCUGCAUUAGGCCCACCUCUGAUGCUAGUCUUUGUGACGCUCACGAACAUCCUCCUGAUCACAUCUCUUAUAUCCUUAUUGAGCAACUCAUUGACACGGAUUCUUGAACAUGCACGAGAUGAAUAUCUAUACAUCUACUCAAUCUACGUUCUCGAAGCGUCGACGUCGAAUCGGCUGACGUAUUUCCUGCCACCUCUGAAUCUCAUCCCGCUACUUCUACGUCCCCUGAGACUUUUGAUAGCGCCAGAAAAGCUGCGAAAGGCCCGGAUAUUUUUGCUUAAGGCAACUCAUGCUCCAUUUGUCCUGGCAAUUUGGUCGUACGAAGGUCUAGCCGACUAUUUUGCAGGAACACGGAAGUCCCAACCGCCAGAAUUCCCCUCCUUAGGUGGUCCUACUGAUGCAACUGCACGCAGUCUAAAGAGGUCUUCCUAUUUGAGGCCAUUCACAUCCCGUGCGCCGAUGGUGGCGGACAAUGGCCAUAAUUCCUUCAUGCGGCACAUGCGCGACAACCGCGGAAGGAAGAGUUCUCGUCCCACAACAGCUACGGCAGGCAUUGAUCCACAGGGAGAUCUCAGAGAUUUAGUUCUCAAGCUCUCUUCGCAGAUCGAAGAUCUCACAGUGAUGGUGGCCGAUCAGCAGAAGGUAAAGCAAUAUGAGGGUUGAGUAAUCUAAGAAAUGUUCCAAGUUGCCAGACACAAAACAAAGUAGCAAAGAAGUUUAGCAUACCGUAUCCAUUUACUCCCAAAUACCUAGCCUCCGAAGCACAAGCCGAACACUACCGGCCAUGGACUUGGUGUUUG